AUGAGGCGCCCAGUAAUUCAAUUAUGCAAUAAGCUGUCAAAAAAUCAUUCCAAAUCGGGGUUUGAAUCAAGUUUUGUUUGUAUACUAACAGUCCUAGUGACCAAAUGCACGUUCAUCGAAGGAUCAUUUGAAGGCUCUUACUAUAUACCACCAGGAACUUAUCAGCGGAACAACGCCGACGGAUGUCCACCUGGCACAAUUUACUGUUUUCAAACUGAACGAUGUGUAAACCUUGAUGGAUCGUGCGUAGCGGCACCAACAUGUGAUGCAGGGGAGCUAUUCUGCAUUGAAACCGGGCAGUGCGUGAGGCCAGACGGAAGAUGUAUUGAUGAUGAUCCAAAAGAAUGUUCUGAUCCAAACAAAUGUGAUGAAGAACGACAUGAAUGUGGACCCAACCAUUUGUAUUGUUUUGAAACACAAGAGUGUGUAACUGUGGACGGACAUUGCAUUGAUAAUCCAGGGAAAUGUUCCCAUGGAGAAGAUUGUCAUGAAGAACGACUAGAAUGUGGACCCAACGAACUAUUCUGCAUUGAAACCGGAAAGUGCGUUAGGCCAGAUGGAAGAUGUAUUGAUGAUGAUCCAAAAGAAUGUUCCUAUCCCGAAACAUGUGAUGAAGAUCGACAUGAAUGUGGACCCAACCAAUUAUAUUGUUUUGAAGCACAGGAGUGUGUAACUGUGGACGGACAUUGCACUGAUAAUCCAGGGAAAUGUUCCCACGGAGAACAUUGUCAUGAAGAACGACGCGAAUGUGGAUCCAACGAGCUAUUCUGCAUUGAAACCGGAAAGUGCGUGAGACCAGAUGGAAGAUGUAUUGAUGAUGAUCCAAACGAAUGUUCCUAUCCAGAAAAAUGUAAUGAAGAUCGACAUGAAUGUGGACCCAACCAAUUAUAUUGUUUUGAAACACAAGAGUGUGUAACUGUGGACGGAUAUUGCACUGAUAAUCCAGGGAAAUGUUCCCAUGGAGAAGAUUGUCAUGAAGAACGACGCGAAUGCGGACCCAACGAACUAUUCUGCAUUGAAACCGGGAAGUGCCUGAGGCCAGAUGGAAGAUGUAUUGAUGAUGAUCCAAACGAAUGUUCCCAUCCAGAAAAAUGUGAUGAAGAUCGACAUGAAUGUGGACCCAACCAAUUAUAUUGUUUUGAAACACAAGAGUGUGUAACUGUGGACGGACAUUGCAUUGAUAAUCCAGGGAAAUGUUCCCAUGGAGGAGAUUGUCAUGAAGAACGACGCGAAUGUGGACCCAACGAACUAUUCUGCAUUGAAACCGGGAAGUGCGUGAGGCCAGAUGGAAGAUGUAUUGAUGAUGAUCCAAACGAAUGUUCCCAUCCAGAAAAAUGUGAUGAAGAUCGACAUGAAUGUGGACCCAACCAAUUAUAUUGUUUUGAAACACAAGAGUGUGUAACUGUGGACGGACAUUGCAUUGAUAAUCCAGGGAAAUGUUCCCAUGGAGAAGAUUGUCAUGAAGAACGACGCGAAUGUGGACCCAACGAACUAUUCUGCAUUGAAACCGGGAAGUGCGUGAGGCCAGAUGGAAGAUGUAUUGAUGAUGGUCCAAAAGAAUGUUCCUAUCCAGAAAAAUGUGAUGAAGAUCGACAUGAAUGUGGACACAACCAAUUAUAUUGUUUUGAAACACAAGAGUGUGUAACUGUGGACGGAUAUUGCAUUGAUAAUCCAGGGAAAUGUUCCCAUGGAGAAGAUUGUCAUGAAGAACGACGCGAAUGUGGACCCAACGAACUAUUCUGCAUUGAAACUGGGAAGUGCGUGAGAUCAGAUGGAAGAUGUAUUGAUGAUGAUCCAAAAGAAUGUUCCUAUCCUAAGAAAUGUGAUGAAGAUCGUCAGGAAUGUGGACCCAACCAAUUAUAUUGUUUUGAAACACAAGAGUGUGUAACUGUGGACGGACAUUGCAUUGAUAAUCCAGGGAAAUGUUCCCAUGGAGAAAAUUGUCAUGAAGAACGACGCGAAUGCGGACCCAACGAGCUAUUCUGCAUUGAAACAGGGAAGUGCGUGAGGCCAGAUGGAAUAUGUAUCGAUGAUGAUCCAAAAGAAUGUUCCAAUCCCAAAAAAUGUGAGGAAGAACGGCAUGAAUGCGGACCCGACCAACUAUUCUGCAUUGAAACCGGGCAGUGCGUGAGACCAGAUGGAAGAUGUACUGAUGAUGAUACAGAAGAAUGUUCCAAUCCAAAAAAAUGUGAUGACGAUCGACAGGAAUGUGGACCCAACCAACUAUUCUGCAUUGAGACCGGCCAGUGUGUGAGGCAAGAUGGUGGCUGUACCAGUGGGAAAUGUUCUAAUCCAGAUGAGGACUUGUGCGAUGAUGGACAUGGAGGCUUUACGUGUAAACCCGUUGGAGAAUGCAAUGGUACAAGAACUGUUUUAACAGCUGAUGUAUCGUUGACACUAGAGGGCAAUUUCAGUGUAAUUGUUAGAAAUAGAAAGGAAGAAGCGAUACAAGAGUUACAGGCCAACUUACCUACCGAUACUGGUAUUGAUUCAGACAGGUUGAUAGUAACUGAUGUAUUGAGUGGUUCCAUCAUUGUAAUCUUUGAGGUUCGUUAUACCACGUUAGAAGAGUUUAAAAGAUAUGUCACCAUACUUGAAACAUUUGUAACCGAUAAAAAAGCUGUUACUAUCUUCGAGAUAUCUCUGCCUGUGAUCGCAUUUGACGUUGAUAAGGAAGACAGUGAUGACAAAGAUGAUAGAGAUGGUGAUGACUCAGACAUCUGCCCAGCUGGUCAGGAAAUUAGCAAGUACGAAUUGUUCAGUUCUCUCGUUUGCCCUGCAAAGAUAUGUGUGUUUAAUGUUAUGAUUUUAGCAAAUGCGGCCAAGGAUAAUGUAAUGAAACAGAUAUUUUGCCCUGAAAAGAACAUGUGUGUGUCGAAGGACUAUGACUUGGCAGCUUGCGAGCCAGAGAUUACUGAAUGCAAUGAAACACAGGAGUUUUGUCUUGACGAACAUGGAUAUGGAACAUGCGUUCGUGAAGGGGAAUGCAAGAUAAAGUCCAUAAAAUUACGAAUGUUGACCGAUGCUGAUUAUGGUCAGGUUAUAAAGAAUGAGGCAGCUGUAGUUGCUGAUCUUGAACUACAGAUUGCGGAAAUUCUAGUGAUCGAUAAGGACACUAUCAAAGAAGUUACACUCUUCCAAGGAUCGCUUGGAGUAUUAGUCAUACUAUAUUCCAGAGACCCCGCUGAUCUUGCAUCUAUAAUUGAUACAUUUGAGCAAAAUGUCAUGCAGUCCCAAGUGAAGCUUCUGAUACUCGGACAGAGUUAUACAGUUAGACCAGAUUCCUUCAAAGUUACGGUUGACUUAGUUGUGCUCGUGCCAGAGUGUAGUACAACAGGCACGUGCAUCGAAUGCAGUGACCAGGAGACUCAAACUCAGUGUUACAAUCUUGGUACGGAGUUAGGUGUAUGUGUCCCGAAACGGGUCUGCCGUUUGGAAUCUGCAUGUCCAGUACCAGAGACUGACUCUGUGUCAACUUGUGUUUUUGAAUGUGAUCCUACAAAAGACAAGAAAAAUUCAGAUGGAAAACUGUGUUGCCCUAUUGCCUGUGGUGGUGGUGUUUACGUGGAUCCGCUUGAGUAUUAUGUAUGUCCAAAGGAUGAGGACACAGGAGUUUGUUUAACAGACGCCGAAACACAAUGUGAAUCUGGAAUGGACUGGUGCCCAUUUUCCUUUACUUGCACAACGACAGAACAAUGUGAAAAGCUUGCCUUGCAACAUAAUGUGGACGAAAUCACACAAUCUGAUCUGUUCAUGAUUCGUUUCCCUAUGAUGGCUGACAACGGCAAAGGCUUCAACACUAUUUUCAAACCAACGGUAUCAGGAUCCAGUCUGAAAGAAAAAGUGUCCAAGUUUGCAGAUGUUAUGAAACAAAAGCUGCAAGAAACAUUAAGUAGUGUCACUGUAGAAAGUGUUGGAGCUUAUCCCGAAGGAACUGAAACCGCCACAUUUACCAUCUAUGCAAGGAUCUCUGUUGAAUCCGAAUCUGUCACUGCUGACGACAUCUAUGAGAAGAUCAAAACUUUCGACAUACCAUCGCAACCUUCUAUUGGCCUUGUUCGUGCGCCAGGAGAUCCUCCCUCAGUUACCGCGAUGUUAGGUAAUGCAAAUAAACAGAUAUUUAUCGUACCGGAACCUAUUGCUGCCAACAUAGACUCGGAAUUCGACCUGUUUUCAAUAAUACCAGAUACAUUCUUCACCUCUACACCCGUGAAUGCUAUACUGGACUGUAGUGAGAAGCAGGGCGUUCAAGUUGUAGCAGGUGAUGGUGUUGGUGCUGCGAUUGACAUAACAAGUGCACAAAAAUUCGGCAUAAGACAUACACUGACAGACGUGGCGCUUGUAAAGUGCCAAUUAACAUCUGACAAGUUUAAAAAUAUUCCAGAGGGCGCCGCUGUGUUUAUUGGAUUCGUUGCUGUACCAAAGCCAGUAGGUAAACUUAGCACUGUAACUGAUCUAGAUCUUACUGUGGAUCACAUUGAGACAGUAGAAGACUCGGGUUGUAUAGCACUUCCUGAAAAUCUCUUCACUUUAAAAGUUGAAGGCGAUGAUCUUUAUGAGAUGUUGUACAACUGGCCGGCAAAGAUGACUGGAUUGGGUGAAGUUUGGAGAGGUGAUGUUAUCAAUGGAAUACAAUCGCUGCUCCUUAAUUACCACAUGUUAAGAGAAAGAGUCAUAAAUAACAUUCGUGCAACUGUUGCAACUACUACUGACACCAGUGAUAACUUCCGUGUGGCGAAAUUGAUAUAUAAAGAUGAACCUCUGAAAGAAACUGCCGCCAUAGACAUACUGUCUUCAAUAAAUGAUCUCAAGAUUUGCAUUAAAGAAGAUUACAGCGGGACGUUUCAUCUGGAGGUUCGUAGUACAACAACAGAAGGCAGAAAAGUGCAGGUUCCAAUUAAGGUCAAACCGACCAACGAUGCACCUGAAUUGAUUAGGAGAAAUCUUCGAGACUUUUCAUACCCCGCUGUACCGCCGUCGACAAGUACUGAAGACAUCGUUAUUCCCGAGUUUAGAGUUGGAAUGUUAACAUCUGUGCUUGCAGUAGACACGGAUUCUUCUGAAGAGCUUGGAAUCGCUCUUAUUGGAGCUGCAGUAGCACGCACUAAAACAGCAGUUGUCGGUGAUUGGACAAUUUCUCAAGAUGGCGGCACCACGUGGGAGGACGUUACGAGCAUAGAGACAGAAUCGUCUGAGGAGAUAACUCACACCUUGACACAUCUUGAUCCAAACGCUUUAUUGCGAUUUAUACCUUCAGAAAAUGACAAAAUGAGAACUUGGACAAAACAGGAGGCUCCCAUGGUUGCAUUUUUGAUUUGGGAUCUUUCCAAUAGAAAUGAUAUAACGACAUCCCAGUCAGGUCUUCUUACAGAUCUCAUGACAUUUAAAAGAUGUUAUAGUCUAGAAAGCGGGAUGAGCCAAUAUUGCAAUGCAGAUACCAACACUGCGUACACUAGAAAUUUGGUUGUUUUACAACUUCCACGUGAGGGUUGCGAUGGGGUACCAGACUCUGGAAAAGUCCAGCUUCGUUGUGGUUGUGGUGAUGACAGUACAUGCUUGGAUUGUAACAAUAUUGCUCAUGGAGAUGCAAAGCGUGAUGCGUGUAAUGUGUGUGGAGGCACUAACGAAGAAUUCGACUGUAACGUGAAUGAAUGUAAAGAUUUAAAACCACAUUAUUGUGAACAGAAAGAAAAGAACCGUGAAACAGUAAAUCUUAUAUGUGAUGAAGGAGAGAAACUACGAUGGGAUCUACGGAAAACCUGUGAGGAUGUAUGCAUUCCCAUUGGAGAAAAUGUUACAGACCGAUGUGGAGUUCCAUGCGGCAAAAAUGAAUGCAUUGACUGUGGCGGUGAGAUCGGAAAAAACGAGAUUAACACUUGUGGAUAUUGCCGACCGAUUGCCACCUCCUCCAGUGAUGUAUGUGAAAGUAAAACUAUCGGAAUAAGAAACAUUCAGCCGCCUCUAUCAAAUGCAAGGACAGAUAUGAACGUUACAGUUAGUGUUGUAGGACUGGCCCAGAGCGGAGCGGAGAUAGAAGAGUGUCAACUUGAACCGAAGAAUCCAGAAGGAAUUCAGGCUCCUUCUGUUGUACUCGCGUACUUUAAUCCUGGAAAUGAUGCAGCAGCGCCCACGAUUGUGUUGACAAUACAAGCGUCUGAGGAAGAUUCUCCCCCUACCGGGGAGUUUGCUGUACGUUGCAAAAUUAACGGGAAUUCAGUUUCCACGGCAGACGAUACCCAGGCGGAUGGUCACAAGUUCUUGUUGCGUUACGAUAACCCGAAACUUCUGUCAGUGACCCCUGCGACUAGCCGGAUAACUGAUUUAACCGAUAUCUCAAUAACUGGAAGCGGCUUUCUUGAUACUGGCGUUAUCAUGUGUUUGGUGCCGUGCUCUGAUAUUUCUGACAUUGAGAACUUGUGUGACUUCAAAGAAGUUGAAGGAAAACGCAUCAGUGACACUGAAGUUACUUGCCCAGCAAACCGGCAAAUUGUUAGGAAAAGAGGACACACCAUCAGUAUCUUUGUUAUUCUAGAACCAAUGAGUGACAUUGAUCUUACUAGGCUGCCGCAGUCAAACAGUGUGACGUUGACAGUGUAUAUGCCGGCACCAACUGUAGUUUCUGCAGUCUUAGACAGAAAUGGGUGCAAGAUGCUUACUGUGACAUUCGAUAUGAGAGUGAUAGGUGUUUCUGAUGAAGCGUGUUCUAAUUAUUUCGAACCAAAUGUGUUUGCUGAUACUGAAGCCAAAUGCAUGCUGAAUGCCGGGAGUAGAAAAAUGUUCAUUGAAUACAGUACACCUAUUGCGGAAGGAGAUGUACUGACGUUUAAACCAAAUGUCAUCCACAGUGCAGCUGAGCACAAUACAGAUGCUGGAAUUGUGCAAUAUGUGGACGGUUCCGUCACAGUGAUACCGGAUGAACAGGAAGAAAAGGGAAAACCUGUUGUAGUUAUUGACCCAAAGAUACCAGACAAAGUUGGCUGUUCUCCUGUGACCUUGCAACCUAUGAUAAGGAACAAAGGGUGUUGGGAUGUCCAAGUUUCAUGGGCAGUUACGACGGACGAUGGAGAUGAAACAGACGCCAGUGAACUACACAAUGCAAUUGAUCAACAUACCAGUUUUACAAUCAAAGAGAGUGAGUUUAAAGUUGGUGUUGUAUAUACGUUCAAUAUGUCUUGGACGACUGGAAAACACAGCGGAUCAGACAGUAAGAGGCUCACUAAAGACCCGGAUGAAUCUGCAACUGUUAAAAUUGUUGGUAUUAAAGAAGAGUACGAAUUUUCUGAAUCUAUCAAGUUAAACGCAAAAUUCAGCCGUUGUGAAAACGAUGUUACUAACGUUGCGAUUUCUUGGACACUUGCUCCUCUAGAGCUUUCGAUAGCCCAACAGUUUAGGACAGUUAUACAAGGAAAAAGCUUGACGCCUAAAACCACGUACCAGCUGUCGUAUAAAGUGACAUAUGGAAGUGACGAGAUUUCUGGCUCAGUGUCGUUUAAGAUACGAGCUGUUCCGAUUGAAGCGCGAAUAGCGUACAAAGAUGACAUAUCUGAGAGAAAAAUAUCGCACGAUGAAGACAAAAACAUAACGUUAUCAUGUGUUAAUAAUGUCCGUUCCUCUGAUGACGAUAAUAACUAUGAUUGUACGUGGACUUGCAAGACAAAUUUAUUUAGUAAGUUUGCAUACGAAAAGAAACCCUGCCCCGUGUACUCAGAAACUGAAGAAAGGUAUAUUCCGCUCGAACUAAAUGGAAAAUCAAUUACAUUACUUGCAUCGGAGAGGAUUCAACGACAAGAUCAAGAUCUUAGAGAAGAAUGGUGUGUAUCAAUGAGCCGAGGAGAACAAGAAUCUACAUCAUGCCGGACGAUCUCCUUUACAAAAAAUCCGAAGAAAAUAUUAAACCCCGAGAUACAAAGCGACUUAAACGAUAGACUGUAUAUAUCUGAAGCUGAUAAAAUAGUUGAAAUUUCCGCAAAGUGUCGAAAAGGAACACGUUAUAGUUGGGCUACUAAUGAUGAUGAAGAAGAAGAAGAAGAAGAAGAAGCUUUGGCACUUCAAUUGGAACAAUACCUUGAGAAGGGCCAUCUCGAAAGAAAUAUCGAGUACAGGGAAAAUCGUUAUGUAUUCUGUGGUAUAAAGCUAAACCUCGAAAACGCCGACCUGAUCCCAGGUCAAAACUAUCGUCUGAAACUUACUAUGUAUAACAUGCAAGAUGAUUAUUACUUGGCUUCUUAUCAAAAAUACAUUAUUGCAUACAUUCCUACGCCACAACCGGGAAUAGUUCAGGCAGUACACGAAGAAGAGCCGAUCAUAGCACUGACUACAAAGAUCAGGGUGAGCAUGUUUAACUGGUAUGAUGUUGAAACAUGUGAUAUCUACUAUAUCACCGCCGGAAAUCAAAACGGUAGGAGAACGAAACUGAACACGUUACCACUGGAUGACCCGGAUGAAGAGAUGAUAAUUUCACUACCGGAAGGAGAAUUCAGUAUCGGUGCGGAGUGCUGCAACAACGCUCGAAGAUGCGCAAGUGCCACAGCUGACGGCACCUUGACAGUUCAACCAACAAACUCGACAGGAUUUGUAACUGUCAUUGAAAGGGAUCUGACAAUGUUAACGCUGAUGGAUAGUGAUCAGAUUCUUUCCUACGUCGGAGCAAUAUUUGAUAUGAUGACGAGAGUGGUGUUAGGUGAAGCGGAAGCAGAGAGAACGGGAACCAUUAUUAAACAAGCUGUCAAAAAGGGCAUCAGAAGGGCACUUGAAAUGAGCAGCGAUAAAAGAUCAAAACUUGCGGCAAUGGAAAAAACGGUAGAGGUUAUAAAAUCACCAGACGAUUUGGAUGAAGAGUCAAAAGGUAAUCUGCAUGUAGAAGCAAGAGACGUGGCUAAGGAAGCAACGGGCAGUGCAGAUGAUUCUAAGAGGAAAAAGAGAUCAACAACCGUAUAUUCAAAACCAACUGGACUUACAGAAUCUGAGGCAAUCACUUUACUUAAAGUGUUCGAUUCUACAUUAAGUAAGGAAGGUUCAAUAAAAAAAGAAGACGCCACAAACUUUUCGGCAACAAUAGAUUAUGUCAUGUUAGGAAUGUGCCAGAACUUCACUGGUUCCACGCCCUGGGUUGCUCCAGCUGACCUUUCUUAUAUCAGAGUGCAGAGAACCAGUCUUGCAGGAUAUGCAUCAAUGCAGUCUGUUGUCAGCUGUGACACUUGCCAAGAGGUUGAAUAUCCGGCCAAGGUAAACUACGGAAGCUACUUGGAGACAUUUUUCAAUGAUACAUGGACAUGUACGCCCGUUUACCAUUGUACAGAUGUUUGUGUAGCCACAGCGCAGCUAAAUAUAGACAUUGUGACCUUGACAGCAAGUAAGGAGAUUGUAGCACCAACCAGGAAAAGCGACAUUAUCAUAUUGAAAAUGAUCAACCCAGAAACGUACGCUGUUGAACAAAUAAGCGGCCUUACUUCACCAAUCCAGGCUACAUUGACGCUGAAUGGAACGAUUGAUAUGGAAAAAUAUGAUUAUAAGUGUAUGAUGUGGGUGUCUGAAGACUGGUCAGAUCAACCAUGUAAUAUAUCAACACCCACUGUUGAUCCGACAUCAUCACAGUAUACAGCUGUAUGCUCCUGUGAUGCCUUAGGAAUUAUCAGUAUAUUCCAAGAAUUGAAACCGGAGGAGAUUGCAACAACUUCAACGUCGCCCUCACCAACAACCUCAACAUCAAUGCCGUCUAACACGAGUGAUGAUUCCACCACAUCAAAAACUGACACCAACCCCACGGAUACCAGUACAACUGCUCCAUCGAAGACAAUCCGUAGUAGCACGGAUUACGUUAAUGUGGAGUUCAAAUUCUCUGAUGAUUAUGCCAGCAGUGUAGGAUCUUCUUCGGAAACAGCAUUUAACACAAAGAUCAAACAAGACCUGGUUGCACGGACCGGAUAUAGCCCUAACAAUAUCAAGAAUCUGCAAACCAAAAGCGGUUCUAUCAUAGUAACAUUUGAGCUUCACGCCGCUGGGUCGGGCCAAACCCUUGGUCAGAUGUUAUAUAAGAUAGAGAACAUGAUAACGACUGGAUCUAUACCGUUCACUACUCCUAGCGGGACACCCCUGAACAUGCAGCCUGGUAGUUUUAGCUACGAAGAAAUUGAUGACGAUGACGAUGACGAUGGAGAUAACGAAUCGGAAUCAAGCAAUCUCCCUUUCAUUAUCGGAGGGGCACUCGGUGGACUGGUUAUCAUCUGUAUCACAGUAAUUGUCAUACUGCUCAUACUGAAGAACAAAAAGCAGAGAACCCAUCCAACCCGCCACGACACUGAUGAACCAGCGCCAAGAUACACCACACCGCCACCAACGUAUGCCAUUGCCCAACCACCACCUCCUUACACGUACACAGAUCCGCCGCCACAAGUGAACAAAUGGGUCGAGGAUGAACUGAAUGGCAAGAAAACUCCACCUGACCAGAAGCGUCCUCCCAGUAACGGAAGUAAUAGAAGUGGGACGUCCUUCGAGAAGAAUCUGACUAACAAAGCACGAGCAGAGCCUACUCCGGUUGGCGAGUAGGUGUGCAACAACAGCAACUUACAUUCGGUGCCUUGAUUAAUAGAAACGAAAAACUUGUGUAGAACUUUUAAUGAAACAUGACAAUAGAAACGUACAUGUAAACAAUAUUUUGGGUAGUAUUUUAUGGAAAUUUUGAAAGAUAGAAAACAUUUACAAGGCAAAGCAAACAAAUGUUUUAAGAUGCAUCUACGAUAUUUUCGAUGAAAAUUUGAUUUUUGUUUUUAUAACGGACCGUCUAAUGGACUUGACACGUUUUUUAUGUUGUAAACCGUCGCUUCGGAACUGCUUGGAUUAGUUUUUCUUUGGUUUUAUUAUUGUUUAUUUCUAAUAUGUAUCAAGUUAAUACAAAAGCAUAUCAAAUGUGAGACUAACUUCAAAUUAGAUUUCAUGUGCAACCUCAUACCAUUUAAGGUAGUGGAUCCGUAUGACAGUCAACAAUUUCCGUGUUAUUACAUAUAUCCCUAUUCGAUUUCGGCAUCCUUCGGCCAUGACUGAAAAAAUGCGUCCGGAGAAUGCUGAUAAAAUUGCGUCCGGAAAAUGCCGAAAAAUUGCGUCCGGAGAAUGCCGAAAUUGCGUACGAAGAAUAUGUAAUCGAACGGAAAAAUGCUGAUUUUCGUUAAGGUUCCGUCACCUUAAUGAGAAUAUGAGUUAUGAGAAUACGAGUUUAGUUAUUGUGGUCAUCAAUGAGACUCGAUUUACUAUAUAGAUAGUGUCUCCUGUUUAAUUCACAGAUGUCGUAGCAAGGUUUUUAGAAGAAAAAAUAACUCUUCUUUAUUAGGCCCGAAUCAAAUAAAUUUAAAUUAUGCAUUUUUGUAACAGUUUGAACCUGAUGAUCUUUAAAAAAACUAUUUUAGCAGAAUACCAAAUGGAAUUUUAACCCAGGAAAAUUACUUUUAAUUGAAAAAAAGAGGGUGGUGCUGACAUUUUUACUAAAACAUCUUGCUGCACCUCUAUCAAGUUUCAGCAAAUUCAUUUCGAUGAUAUACAUAUAUUAAACUUAGUAAAUACAUUACAAAAUACAUAACCCAAGUAUCUUAUAAGAAAUUAACGAAAAUCUGAAAUCUGUGUUGCAGACUUGGUGAAUGAAGCACUUAGCAGUUCCGCGAGCGACGAUACCGUGUGAUUUAUAUUGUGAUAUCUUUCUACCAGUUCUUUUUGUACUUUUUUACAAUUUCAUCAUCAACAUCAUUAUUUUUUAAACAAGAAUGAUUUGACCGUGCAGUUAGGAUGCAGAACCAUUGCCCACGAGUGUUGAAAGAGACACGUCCCAGAUUGACGUUGUUUUUUAUGUCAAAAUGUAUAUUCUGUACAACAUGCGGAAAAGCUGUCAGAAGUGUCAGUCACGCAUUAGCUUGUGUGUGCGUUUUUUUAACUGACAGAAAAAAUAUAUAUGAAAAAUACAUAAGGAACAAAAAACAUAGAACACAAAAAAUGGAUUGGAAACGUCAUAUCUAAAUUAUUUUUUAUUUUAAGCAAAACGCAAUGGCUGUCCCGACAAACAGCAACAAGGGACAGACAUUUCAUGUUUCAUGCCUCGCAUUGUCUUCUUUUCCUUUAAUCAUCUUAUAACGUGGAAAAUAUGCUUCAUAUAUGCGUGCUGUUUUGAAAGAAAUUUUGAUUAAAUUGGUUUCAGACAUUUCAAAUAUCUUAAAAUUCACUUGGACAUUUUAUGCCCAAAGAAGCAUCAAAAGUUAUAUGCUUAACGGCACAUUUUACAAAACUUAACUAUGAGGAAGAUUGUUAUAUAUGAAGCAUAUUUUGAUCAGUUCUUGUGUGAGUAUGUGUGUAAUUCGAAUUAUUUCGCCCAUGCAACUGUUUUCAAAAGUUGUUUUUUUUUUUCCCAUAUCGACAUGGAAGUACCGAUGUAUGUUGUUUUACAGGUUUAUGUUUCAUACUACAUCAAUGAAUUUGAGUUAAGUAGCAUAUGUUUUCAUUUCUCGAGGAAUACAACUGUGGUAAAUAUCAAAUAAUAAUGUAUAAUUUCAGUAUUGUUUCGUUAUGGUACGGGCGUCAUUCAGUAUGCAGUGCAACAUCUUGUAUGAAUGCUAUUAGACACAAACAAAAAUAAGCAUGUACUUAGCAACUGUUGUUACCAAAAUUAAUAACAAAAUUUGGAGCAUUUAUAGUUUUUUGCUAAAUAUGAGAAUAUCACGGUCAUGGAUUGGUCGUCAAAAAGUCUUUUGUGAAAUUUUGUUGAAUGCGUCCAUAAUUGCCUCUUGCCAUUGGUUUAGAUUUUUUUUUUCAGUAUACUUAGCAUGUUGCAUCAUGCGUAGAUUGCAGUUUGUAAAAUUCAAGCAACUAGUGACAGUUGGCUUUUAUUUUUGUAUAAUAUAUUAAAGCAGAAUGCCACCAGAUCGUUCGACAACCAAAAAAGUUUUUUUACAGAUAUCUUGAAAUAAAUGCUAUAUUUCCUAAGAAGGCUUUAAAACUUAAUUACUGACAAACUUUUUGUUACGGAAACACAUGAGAAUUUGCUGUUUUUACUACUUUUUACGAUGAAAAUUGAAAAGCGUUUGUCACGCUUUUACUACAGGUAAACUGACUCGAUUAUAAUUAUCUACGUUUUGACGUUAUUAUUCACUACUUCAGCUAUAGCGCUAUUGGUUACGACGACGCGAAAAUGCUGUUCUGGGGUUCGAUUCCCGGCGCGGUCAUCUUUUUUUCUUGAUUGGAACUUCUAAAAUAUGUUAGAAACAAAAAUUCAUAUUCUAAUGUUCAUAAUAUGAUCAAACUUCAAUUUGAAAGAAAAAUUAUUUUUAGCCAAAUCUGGAGGCAUGCUGCUUUAAAGUGUAAUGUCAGUA
Mercenaria mercenaria is the source of this 13346-nucleotide messenger RNA. RefSeq lists its product as uncharacterized. Lineage: Eukaryota; Metazoa; Mollusca; Bivalvia; Venerida; Veneridae. The transcript has 73 exons. Bases 1 to 10545 code for a protein of 3514 amino acids. The record is from RefSeq and is a predicted model, not a curated record.